GGUCGGGUUCGCUCGUCCAGCCGCGUGUGUUGCUCACUGCUGUGGUCCACUCUGCUGACCUCCCUGCCCCACCACCCUCACAAACCCACCACUCCCGCCAGUUACCAAGGCCGGGUCACACAACCUCAACUCGCUCCAGUUCCCACGAACAAAUUUGCAUUUCGGGGUAGUUUUUACGCUAUAACAGGACGGAAGAAAGCGUAACUCGAGGGGGACUGCUAGUCAUGUCCAUUUGGCGGUCAGGUCCAUCCACGAGUGACACUUUAUCUGUCCACUACGGGUUCCUUGAUCUCUCCUGGUUUUGGAAAAAUUACUGUUUGACCGUGGGCGGUCUCAUUCCCGCCCACCCAUCAUCACCCCCUGGAGAGGACUGUAGGACCUCCAGAUCUACUAUAGGACUGUAGAAAAACUACUAGGGAACUAGGGACCCCUGGAAACAAGAAGAAUAUAACAGGAUUCCUGGAAGGGAUCACCGUAGAACUCAAGAACAUGAACAGCAACAAGAAGUUAUGAGAUCGUCACCAGCGCUUAUAUCAACAUGAAGACCAGGGUAUGGUGUCUCUGUCAGGUGGUGUUGGCUGUGGUGACGAGAGCAGUUCCUCUGGCUCAGCACAACACAGCUUCUCCUACACGCCUGGAGAAGACACAAUACGACAAGUGCUCUCAUUCCUUCCACGCGUGGCUGUGUCGCCCAAGUCUUCCUGUUGGAGCUGGCCGCCUUCCUACUGUCGUGUUCUCCUCCACCACCACCCGUCAACCACCUCCCACUCAUUCACAACUGCCAUUCACCCGUCCACGACCUCCCACCCAUCAACAAUCUCCACCCACCCGCCCAACAUCUCCACCCAUCACCACACCCCAACAUCGAAAAGGUUCCUUCCUUGAUGCAGAGCCUUCACUGGGAGGAGUCUUUGAUUCUGUGCCAUUCUCAGCUCCUGCCUUACAUCCUUUUACUUUUCCACUUCCCACGCCUCCACCUCAACCCACGCCUCCCAACCCAUCACUUCAAAGCACGCCUCCUACCUCACCACCUCAACCCACACCUCUUACUCCACCACUUCAACCCACGCCUCCUACCCCACCUCCUCAACCCACAGAUCCCACCCCACCACAAUUCAUCAGAACACAGGUCCCUCACCAAGGCAGUGUAUUCUUCUCUGAUCCUUUACAUGCAGGAAGAAGCUUCGACUCUGAAGCCUCUCUUGGCGCUCCUGCACCCACAUUACCUCCUCAAACUCUUCAAAUAUCUUCCAUCCCACCAUCGGACAAGUGUUCCAGUCCUUUCCAAUCGUGGAGGUGCCAGAAGGUCACCACUCCUGCACCACCACCCAGAAAUGGAGACGAUAACUCCCCUGACGCUUCCCUCAGAGCCGGGAAGGACCUGCUGCCUGAGGCUCUCCCUGAACCUCCGCCAUCCAAAAUCAACGACAAGUGCUCACACCCAUUCCAUUCUUGGUUGUGUCAGCCAGCACCACGCUCCAGGACCAUCCACCGCCCUCUGGCACAGCCAUCACAACUGAAGCACCUAUGAGUUCUGGUGUGUUCGCUGAAUCUACCAAUACUCAGGGUAGGAAACAACUCAUCCCAGAAUCCUUGCCAUCUCCCACCCGACUUCCGCCACCCACCUCACCACCUGUAAUUCCCCCCAACACCACAACCACCUACGACAAGUGUAGCCAUCCGCUUCAUUCAUGGCGGUGCUUCAAGCCCUCAAAACCACUGCGACUUGCUCCUCCGAAGGCAAAGACCUUCCCUACUGGAGGUUUGCUAGACUCUGGGGUAGGGCUGAUGCUCCCUGCCCCAACACAACCGUCACCCCCAGCACCACGACUGCUCCCUUCUACAACACCAUCGUCACUGCCACCCCCAGCACCACGAC
This is a messenger RNA of Cherax quadricarinatus, 1879 nucleotides long. Its product is annotated as proline-rich protein 36. The record is from RefSeq and is a predicted model, not a curated record. NCBI's taxonomy places the organism in Eukaryota, Metazoa, Arthropoda, Malacostraca, Decapoda, Parastacidae.